UCUUGAUCCAAAAUUUUAGAUCGUUAAAUUUGUGACGACCUUUUCAUGGAAGGAAUCAUAUUUAGAGAAAAAAAAAACAACAGCAAGUGAAUUAUCUUUCUUUCAAUUAUAGUAAAUUAUGGAUCGUCCUAAUAUUAAUAGUCAAAUUGAACAUUUACAAUCAAAAUAUGUUGGAACUGGACACGCUGAUACUGUGAAAUAUGAAUGGCUCACUAAUCAACAUAGAGAUUCACUUGCUUCCUUCAUGUGUCAUAAUUCUUUACUUUCUUAUAUUUCUGUAGCUGAAAACGAAUGCAAAGCACGUGUUAAACAUAAUUUGUUAGAGAAAAUGCUUCAACCUUGUGGACCACCACCUGAAAAAGAAGAGUUUUAAUGUACAUAAUCUUUAUUUUUUUUUUGUGGAAAAAGAAUAAUAACAAUUAAACUUUUGUAUUUAUCUUUUGAUGAUAAAAAAAAAUAAUCGUAUCAACAUA
This is a messenger RNA of Cokeromyces recurvatus, 473 nucleotides long. RefSeq names its product splicing factor 3B subunit 5/RDS3 complex subunit 10. NCBI's taxonomy places the organism in Eukaryota, Fungi, Mucoromycota, Mucoromycetes, Mucorales, Mucoraceae. The record is from RefSeq and is a predicted model, not a curated record. Gene Ontology annotation, cellular component: U2 snRNP; precatalytic spliceosome. Gene Ontology annotation, biological process: mRNA splicing, via spliceosome. The transcript has 5 exons. Bases 119 to 373 code for a protein of 84 amino acids.